AGAGGCGGCUCCGGCGCGUUCCCGUCGGGCUUCUCUUCCGGCCCCGCCCCUCCCAGCUGCUAUGACAACGAGUCCGCGCCCCGCGCACCGCUGCUGCUCGGGCGGGACCCAGGCUGGACCGCGGGCCCCGGCCUGGGGGCCACAGCCGUCACCGCCGCCGCCACCUCGUCUCCUCCCCGUCCCAGCCCCGCCCUGCGUCUCCUCGCUUCCCUCGGGUCCGCGGCCGGGGUCUGUCCCCGCCGCCCCAACCCCGCCCGGAUGCCGAAGGUGAAGGCGCUGCAAUGCGCCCUGGCGCUGGAGAUCCGCUCUGUAACUUGCCCAGGAGUGGUGCUGAAAGACAAGGAGGACAUCUAUCUUAGCAUCUGUGUGUUUGGCCAAUACAAAAAGACACAAUGUGUCCCAGCCAAUUUUCCAUUGGUCUUCAAUGCCAGAAUGGUGUUUGAAAAGGUGUUCCCUGAAGCAGUGGACCCUGGAGAUGUGGUUGCACAGCUUGAAUUUCUGGAAGCUGGAAAAUCCCAGAUCAAGGAGUCAGCAGAUUUGGUGAGGGUCCGCUUUCAGUUCAUAGAUGACCAUCUUCUCUCUGUUUCCUCAUGUGGCAGAAAGGAUGAUACAGCAUUGUUUGAGUUGAUUCAGCUAGUUCCACCAGUGGGUGAAACAUUGUCUACAUAUGAUGAGAAUACACGAGAUUUCAUGUUCCCGGGUCCAAAUCAAAUUUCUGGACACCAUGAUUCAAACCGCCAGGUUACCAUGAGGAGGAUUUCUGGCCUUCGAGGAAUUGCUCCAAAGCUGGAAUUUUCUACAACCUCAGUGAUUACUGAAUGUCUGAUAAGUUCAAGGAAGUGCCGCACUCAGGAUAAAUUUAUUUACCAUACGGCUCCAGUUGAAAAACCACACGGCAGACUGCAAAACAGAACAUCGAGGUCACAAAAGAAAAAAUCCAAGUCACCUGAGAGGAAUAAGUAUUGCAUAAAUGCAAAAAACUACGAACAGCCUACAAUUUCUUCAAAAUCACACUCUCCAUCUCCCUACACAAAAAGACGCAUGUGUGAGCUAUCAGAAGACACCAGGCGGCGGCUGGCCCAUUUAAAUCUCGGCCCUUAUGAAUUCAAAAAAGAAACAGAUAAACCUCCAUUUGUGAUUAGACAUGUCGAUCCCCCAAGUCCCAGGGCCGAUGCUCUAUUUGGAUCUCCUGGCAGAGACUGUGAAAGAGAUGGAUGGUCCAGGCUGCACAAUGAUCAUUCUCAUCUUGGCUGCUAUCGACCCAAGGAUUAUAAGGUCAUCAGAACACCUCAUGGGAGAGACUUCGAUGAGUCUUUGGAAAGGUGCGAAGACUACUUGAGUUCAAGGUCAUGCAGCAAGCCCCAGCAUUCAGCCAGGACCUUACUUGUUCAUUCAGCACCCUCUACCAUGCCGAAGCAUUCUCCAAGCCCUGUGUUAAAUCGAGCUUCUCUCAGGGAAAGGUUCCAUUCUGAUUGGUGUUCACCUUCCAACUGUGAUGAGAUCCAUGACCGGGUAAAGAAUGUCUUGAAAUCACAUCAGGCUCAUCAAAGACAUUUAUAUGAUGAGCGAGACCCAGAGAAAGAAGAUGAACUGGACCUGAAAAGAGGUCUUUUAUAUAGAGACUCUGCCUAUGACAGUGACCCAGAGUAUAGCUCAUUUCAACGGCCACGUGGCACUCUCCAUUUGGAUGAUGGUGAAUACUGGUCCAACAGGGCAGCCUCUUAUAAAGGAAAAUCCCACCGACCCAUCUUUGAGAACAGCAUGGACAAGAUAUACAGGAACUUAUACAAAAAGGCCUGUAGUUCUGUUUCUCGUACACAGGAAAGCUUCUGAGAUCAGCCGCGAUAAACUGUAUGAGUGUCCUUGUCAACUUCUCAAUGAAAAUGUUUGAUGUGAUCAAUA
This is a messenger RNA of Bubalus bubalis (water buffalo), 1902 nucleotides long. RefSeq names its product spermatogenesis associated 6 (gene SPATA6). Gene Ontology annotation, molecular function: myosin light chain binding. The coding region runs from base 259 to 1833 and encodes 524 amino acids. The record is from RefSeq and is a predicted model, not a curated record. Gene Ontology annotation, biological process: spermatogenesis; motile cilium assembly. The transcript has 14 exons. Lineage: Eukaryota; Metazoa; Chordata; Mammalia; Artiodactyla; Bovidae.